Molecule: messenger RNA, 2256 nt
Organism: Cylindrotheca closterium
Lineage: Eukaryota; Bacillariophyta; Bacillariophyceae; Bacillariales; Bacillariaceae
Source: the annotation of a GenBank genome assembly
AUGGACAAACACGUUCCUUAUAAGCCGCCCAAAUCUGGCCUCAGUCCUCAAACUACUGAUCCAAACGAAGAUACAUCCAUGUUGAUGGCGCAAUUGAUGGCAACCCAUUGCUAUCACUCAGACCCUGAUGCAAGUCUCAAUGAACACAUUCAGCAACAGAUAUCUCAUUCCUUUAAUAUUGCAGAAUCUAAAUAUGAUUUAGUUCCCUUGGAACAUGUUGCCAAGCAACAACAGCAUCUAAAUGGUAAACAACAAAACGAUCUUUACAAUGUUAUAAAAGACUUUGAACCCUUGUUCAACGGUAGCCUCGUUCGUUCCGGCAAACUUGGCCCUUUCAAAGGUCCCAAAGCACACCUCAAGCUUACUCCUGAAGCAAAACCAUUUCAGAACCGUCCAUAUUCUGUCCCCAAGAGUCAUGAAGCUGUCUUCAAGAAAACUAUUGAUGAAAUGGUCCAAUGGGGUAUUUUGGAGAAAUGCGGUCCAAUGGACUACUUAUCUCCCACCUUUAUUGUUCCGAAAAAGGAUGGUAGAGUUAGAUUUGUUUCCGACUUUUGGCAACUAAACAAGAUGAUUAAACGCAAGGUUUGGCUACUGCCAAGAAUACAAGAUAUUCUAAAGAAACGAAAUGGCUACAAGUAUUUCACAAAGCUUGACCUUUCGAUGUUUUUCUACACAUUUGAAAUGGACGAAGCGUCGAAGGACCUUUGUGGCAUUGUCACACCCUUCGGCAACUAUCGUUACACGCGUCUUCCUAUGGGCGUCAAACAAUCUCCUGACAUUGCUCAAGCACACAUUGAACAGCUCCUUGCUGACUUUGAAGAAGCAGACGUCUACAUUGACGAUGUUGGAAUCUUUUCCAACGAUUGGAACUCGCACAUGGAAAGCCUCAGAAAAAUCUUGCGAAUCUUGCAAGAUCAUGGUUUUACCUGCAAUCCGCUGAAAUGUGAAUUUUGUGUGCAAGAAACUGAUUGGCUUGGUUAUUGGCUCACGCCUACUGGAAUCAAACCGUGGAAAAAGAAGAUCGACGCGAUCCUCAGACUCGAACCUCCCAAGUCUGUCUCAGAACUUCGCUCCUUUAUUGGCGCUGUAACCUUUUACCGUGACAUGUUACAAAACGUUCACACAUUCUCGCCUUUGACUGCACGCAUUGGACAUAACAAGAAGAAAUUAGAUUGGACACCUGAAUGUCAAAAGGCCUUUGACCACAUCAAAGCUGUACUCUCAAAGGAUGCAUUUCUGGCCUAUCCAGCCCAUAAUCAACCUUUUCACGUCUACUGUGACGCUAGCGACUAUCAACUGGGUGCCGCUAUUUUUCAGAACGGCAAACCUGUUGCCUAUUACUCUCGUAAGCUCUCUAAAGCACAGUUGAACUACACUGUUGGAGAAAAAGAAAUUCUCUCCAUUGUGGAAACUCUCAAAGAGUAUCGCACCAUGCUGUAUGGUGUCAAGGAACUACAUGUCUACACUGACCACAAAAAUCUGACCUUCCAGAAUCUCCAAAGCCAACGCGUCCUACGCUGGCGCCUAUUCCUCAAAGAUUUCCAUCCAAUUUUCCAUUACAUUAAAGGAGAACACAACACUCUCGCCGAUGCCCUUUCUCGCCUAUCUAUGACACCGCCUUGGUGGCAGAAUGACAACCCUAAGGAUCCCAUUGACUUAUAUUGUCAACCGAUUGGAGCCUACCAAGAGUAUGUCCCUCUCAUUGAAACAACAUCCAAUGUUGACCUAUCAUCAAAUGAUAACAGAACCACAGCAUCCAAUGCUAACAUAUCAUCCCAUGAUACUCUAAAUUCAUUUUAUUCUAUGGCCACUGAUUUGCAAUUACUCAAUUGCUUCGUUCACCUGCCCGUUCAGGAUAGCUUACCUUUUGUUCUUGAUUUCAAGUCUAUCGCUGAUGCUCAAACUCAGGACGCUGAGCUUACCGAGCUGACGCAAACCAAACCUCAACAGUAUGUCCAACAUACCUUUGCACAAGACACCCAGGUGUAUUGUUAUGUGAGAGAUGCCAAUUCUCCAUUGAAGAUCUAUCUCCCAACACAAUUAUUACAACCCACCAUCCAAUGGUAUCACGCUGCUCUCAGCCACCCGGGCUCCACGCGCCUCAAGGAUACCAUGCGCAUCCAUUUUCACAAUCCAAAGUUAUCUAAUGUUAUCGAAGACUUUACCUCAAAAUGCGACACAUGUCAACGACACAAGGCUGUCGGUAGAGGCCACGGCCACACUGCUCCCAAGGAAGCUCCACUCAUCCCCUGGUAA